ACAUGUGAACUGCUGCACAGCGGCGAUCUGCAGUUGCAUCUCUCCCUCUCCUUCAUACGAGUCCCAAACUGCCCCCAGCACCAUGGCGUAUUCACAAGCUCUCGCACAAAACUACCAUUUCUCCGCUCCCUCCUCCUCCAUAUCUUACUCAUCUUCUCGCAUUUCCCCCAAACCAGCUGUAAUCUCUUGCCGCUCUGCCGCAACUCCUCUCACUCUCUUAACUGGAAACAUUGAGAGAAGCGAAUCUGAUAGGAGCACGGUCCGUCUCGGCUUACCCAGCAAAGGUCGACUCGGCACCGGAACCCUCGACCUCCUCACGAAUUGCCAGUUGUCCGUCAGGCAGCUGAACCCAGAACAGUAUGUUGCGCACAUUCCAGAGAUCUCAAAUUUAGAAGUAUGGUUUCAACGGCCGAAAGAUAUUGUCCGCAGAUUGCUUUCAGGAGAUGUAGACAUUGGGAUUGUAGGUUUUGACACAUUCUGUGAAUAUGGACAGGUCCUGCACUUUGGCCUGGAACCGGGGGCUUUGCCUCUCUGCGUCUUAGUUCUUGGGUCUCAUAAUUGCUGA
Molecule: messenger RNA, 565 nt
Organism: Magnolia sinica
Lineage: Eukaryota; Viridiplantae; Streptophyta; Magnoliopsida; Magnoliales; Magnoliaceae
Product: ATP phosphoribosyltransferase, chloroplastic-like
Exons: 4
Coding region: 83-565 (160 amino acids)
Biological process (GO): L-histidine biosynthetic process
Molecular function (GO): ATP phosphoribosyltransferase activity
Source: RefSeq, a predicted model, not a curated record